This is a messenger RNA of Sardina pilchardus (European sardine), 2217 nucleotides long. Its product is annotated as tripartite motif-containing protein 16-like protein. The record is from RefSeq and is a predicted model, not a curated record. Lineage: Eukaryota; Metazoa; Chordata; Actinopteri; Clupeiformes; Clupeidae. The transcript has 10 exons. Gene Ontology annotation, molecular function: protein binding. The coding region runs from base 1 to 1530 and encodes 509 amino acids.
AUGGGGUUCGGCUCACUGGUUGAAGAAAGAGACCUUUUGCUGACCAAUUACAGCCAAUUGUCUGAAGAAAAAGAGCUGUUACUCAUCAACUACACCACUCUGGCUGAAGAGAGAGACAGGCUUCAGAAGGAGCUUGAUGACCUGGGUUACACACUGGUUGAAGAAAGAGACCUUUUGAUGACCAAAUACACCAGACUGUCGGAAGAGAGAGACAGGCUUCAGAAGGAGCUUGAUGACCUGGUGGGAUGGAAUAAUUUCCAGUCCAGCCUCUAUUUCUUCUCCACUAAGGAGAGAAGUUGGACUGCGUCCAGAAAGGACUGUCAACAGAAAGGAGCCGACCUGGUGAUUAUCAACAGCAAAGAGGAACAGCCUAUCUAUUUUUGUCUACAGAAGCAGUUGAGGCAGACCAAGGGAAAAUUCCAGCAGAGAAUCCAGGAGAGAAAUAAGGAGCUGCAGGAGCUGAGGAAGGCUGUGGACACUCUCAAGAGUUCUGCAAAGACAGCGGUGGACAACAGUGAGAGGAUCUUUACUGAGAUGAUUCGCUCUAUUGAGAGAAGGCGCUCUGAGGUGACAGAGCUGAUCAGAGCUCAGGAGAAGGCUGAGGUGAGUUGGGCUGAAGGACUCCUGAAGCAACUGGAGCAGGAGAUUGCUGAGCUGAAGAGGAGAGAUGCUGAGCUGGAGCAUCUUUCGCACAUAGACAAUCACAUUCAUUUCAUCAAGAAUGUUGUGUCAGUCACUGCUGCGCCUUGCAGAACAGUUUCAACCAACAUGGCCUUCAGGAGUUUCUCUUUUGAGGCUGUGAAAGAAUCUGUCUCUGCAGUGAAGGUGCAGCUGGAGUUGAAACUGGAUGGCAUCUUCAAGCAGGAAGUAGCCAAGAUAUCUACAGCAGUGGCACAUAUCCAGAUCAUUCGGCCUUUAGAAUAUGUUGAUCCUGAACCCACAGUCAGAAGAACAGACAUGUCUGAUAUCCUGGCUGUUUUUCCUGAACCAGUAACCAGAGAGGAGCUCUUGCUGUAUUUCUGUCACUUCACAAUGGAUCCAAACACAGCAUACAGAAACCUCCAUCUGUCUGAAGGGAACAGGAAGGUGGAGUGGAGAGAUGAGCGCCAGUCAUAUCCUGAUCAUCCAGAGAGAUUUGAUAAGUGUUGUCAGGUGCUGUGUAGAGAGGGUGUGUCUGGACGCUGCUACUGGGAGGUUGAGUGGAGUGGAGAGGGUCGUAUAGCAGUCUCAUAUAAAAGCAUCAGCAGGAAAGGAGGCGGUAAAGAGUGUGGCUUUGGAUAUAAUGAUCAGUCCUGGAUGCUGGAACGCUGCAACUCCAGCUCCUAUUUCUUGCACAAUAAUAAACAGACUAAACUUCCUCUAGUGGCCGGCUCCAGAAUAGGAGUGUAUGUGGAUCACAGGGCAGGAAUUCUGGCCUUCUAUAGCAUCUCUGACACAAUGACCCUCCUGCACAGAGUCCAGACCACGUUCACUCACACACUCUACCCUGGAUUAUAUAUAUAUAUGGGAUCGUCAGUGAAGCUGUUGUGACACUGUAUACAGCGGUGCAGAAAAGUAAAGACCAUCAGAUAGAUGCUGUUAUCACAUCCACACAUCACAUACAUCCACAUAUAAACACAUCCCAUCUUAUCAACACAUAAAUAGUCAGCACUCACAUCUAAGAUUCUGGCAGCUGCCUCUCAGCUGCCUGAGAUUCUCUAUUCUAAGGGGGAAACAAAAGACCAAAUCCACUCCCUCAUCUCUGAACCCCAGCAGAUAUUACAGCAUCUACACCUCUGGACCUCUGCUGGAACACACAUCAGCACACCACACAUAAGCUAUUGGGUGGGAAGUGUGAUGAUUAGCCCAGUGUAUCUGAUCCUCUUCCACAACCCAUUUCCCCUCCUCCCCCAGGUUUUUCAGGCCUUUAAUCUCUCUGUGUAUUGGCCACAAUUCCAUUAUAAUAAUAUGUAUAUUUUUGAGUAUUUUGAUGGCUAAUGUCAAAUUUACAAAAUUGUGUUAUACUUUAGAUUCCUAGAAGCUAUACCGAAUAUGCUCCUCAUAGGAAAUGUCGAAAUGAUAAUAAGUGAGAGGAGAUUAACACAAAAAUACUCUUGAGUGUUGAUUUUGAAUGUAGAUUUUAGGGGGUUUUACAUGUUGUAUGUUUCAUGUUUGGUAUAUAUUGUGAUGCUUGCUGCAACACAAAUUGCCCAUCUGGGACAAAUAAUACAAUUGUAA